AAUCAGAUCGGACUUAUACUGUCGGAUAACUUAACGUAACGUAACGUAACGUAACACAACUUAAUACAUAUUAAUGAAGCAUGAGACCUCCACCCCGAAACCUUCAGGAAUUAUUGUACCAGAAAUUGAUUGAUUCACCUGCAUUCAAUAAUUGGGUCCGAAAGAUCCAUGCUAGGAUCAACAGAAUUCCAUAUAACCCCCAUCCUGAUACUAUACCAAAAGUUACCAAUAUUGAUAUGGAACUGUAUAAACCCACGCGCUUGCAUCGAUUCAAUGCGUAUCGAAUAAUUUGGGUGGAUGAGAUGAAACGCUCGUUUGGAUUGCGCAGAUGAGUGAGAUAUGGUAGUU
Messenger RNA from Scheffersomyces amazonensis, 348 nucleotides. RefSeq lists its product as uncharacterized. The transcript has a single exon. Bases 81 to 332 code for a protein of 83 amino acids. Lineage: Eukaryota; Fungi; Ascomycota; Pichiomycetes; Serinales; Debaryomycetaceae. The record is from RefSeq and is a predicted model, not a curated record.